AUGGCUACCGUCCACCGAAAGACAGGCGGGAAUAUCGACCCAGGCUCUGGCGAUCCCAACGAUAAGGCAUACUCUGAGCAUGCUGAGUUGCGCCUGGAAAAGGAGCUUGGCAGCGUGCCUGACUUUGAUAUGCCUCCUGAAGAGGAACGGCGCAUGGUGCGAAAGUGCGAUUGGCGGAUUCUCCCGAUUGUCAGCGCACUCUACGUUAUGUCGUUCUUGAACCGCGUCAACAUUGGUAACGCCCGGAUCUUUAACCUCGAGAAAUACCUUGGCCUUAGUGGGGACGACUACCAGCUCUGUGUGGCGGUUCUCUUUGCCACAUACGUAACCUUCGAGAUCCCGUCGAAUAUCUUGUUGAAAAAGCUCCAGCCUCGUCGCUUCAUCCCUGGCAUUGCAAUUGCAUGGGGCGCGGUAUCUUUGUGUACUGGAUUCGUCCAGAACAAGACGCAGAUGAUUGCGGUUCGUCUGCUGCUCGGCAUCUUCGAGGCCGGUUACUUCCCAGGCGCAGCAUUUUACCUCACUUUCUUUUACCGCAGGCGUGAGCUGGCCAUCCGCAUAUUCUAUCUAUAUGCAUCGGCCGCGUUGGCGGGUGUUAUCGGGGGACUGGUAGCUUAUGGUCUCGGGCACAUGGACGGCGUCCGAGGCUUGUCUGCAUGGCGAUGGCUAAUGAUUCUCGAAGGUCUCCCGACAAUGCUGCUUGGGAUUAUCGCGUUCUUUGUCCUGGCCAACAGUCCCUCCGAAGCGCCAUAUCUGACUGAGCGAGAGAAGUCCUUCGUCCAAAUCCGGCGGCACCUUGACGGCAGCUCACUCGGACUGGAAGGCGAAGGGAAAAUUGAUUGGCAGCAAUCCAUGUCUGCCUUUCGUGACUGGAAAGUGUGGACUUUAUCUGUUGGGCAACUAGGCGCCACCGUGGCCAUCUACGGGUACAACACCUUUCUGCCGACAAUUAUCAACGCCCUUGGCUAUAACGGGCUGCACACACAGUUGCUGACGAUUCCAUGCUACUUUGCCGGCGUCCUCUGCUUUCUGGGUACGGCUUAUCUAUCGGACCGAACGGGACGACGGGGCUACUUUGCUAUCACUGGGGGCGUGACUUGCGCAGUUGGCUACGUUAUAAUUCUGGCUUCUUUCGCGAGGGGGAACGCACCGCAGUAUGCCGGCUGUAUUAUUGUAGGAAUGGGCGUGUACACUGCUACUGGCAUUCCUCUUUCCUGGAUGCCCAGCAACUUACCCUCCCACUACAAGCGCGCUGUAGGGCAGGCAAUGGCUAUGACGCUAGCCAACGUUUCGGGAACUUUCACCCCUUUCCUUUACCGAACCCAGGAUCGGCCGCUCUACCGCUUGGGGCAUGCUGGGUCCUUAGGAUUUAUGGUGCUCACUAUUGUCAUGCAUGCUUUAACAUCUGUGUUGUUGAAACGUGAGAAUAAGAGAAGGAACCGCGGCGAGAGGAAUUAUCGCUUGGAGGGAAAGACUCCAGAGGAAAUCGCACAGCUUGGUGACGAUCAUCCUGACUACCGAUAUAUGUACUGA
Messenger RNA from Scedosporium apiospermum, 1530 nucleotides. Its product is annotated as putative high-affinity nicotinic acid transporter protein. Gene Ontology annotation, molecular function: transmembrane transporter activity. Gene Ontology annotation, cellular component: membrane. Lineage: Eukaryota; Fungi; Ascomycota; Sordariomycetes; Microascales; Microascaceae. The transcript is spliced from 4 exons. The coding region runs from base 1 to 1530 and encodes 509 amino acids. The record is from RefSeq and is a predicted model, not a curated record. Gene Ontology annotation, biological process: transmembrane transport.